This is a messenger RNA of Boeremia exigua, 2962 nucleotides long. RefSeq names its product fungal-specific transcription factor domain-containing protein. Lineage: Eukaryota; Fungi; Ascomycota; Dothideomycetes; Pleosporales; Didymellaceae. Gene Ontology annotation, biological process: regulation of DNA-templated transcription; DNA-templated transcription. Gene Ontology annotation, cellular component: nucleus. The record is from RefSeq and is a predicted model, not a curated record. Gene Ontology annotation, molecular function: DNA binding; DNA-binding transcription factor activity, RNA polymerase II-specific; zinc ion binding. The coding region runs from base 192 to 2702 and encodes 836 amino acids. The transcript is spliced from 4 exons.
CACCAUCAAGAUUGGCCUGCAGGUGGGCGGUUUGAAAACUGGGGUCGGGUGGCUCUCCAGGUGGGGUGAUCAGCCGGACACGAGGCUAGCUCCACAAGCGGGGUGGAGGGUCAAUCUGAUUUAAUCCGACGCCCGCCGCGCCCAUCCUCUCCACAAUCCCUUUCUCACUAACGAUUGAGGAUGUCGUACAGAUGUCGGCGGGCUGGACCAAUUUCUCCGUGGGCAAUGGAAGCCACAACGGCGACGACGACGGCCCAUCGGUUGUCGGCGAAGAUCAGCCGGCUUGCGCGUCGUGCAAGAAGCGAAAGCUGCGGUGCUCAAGGGACACUCCAGUCUGCUCGCACUGUCUAAGGUUAUCAACUGAGUGCGUGUAUAAUCCAAAGCAGAAGCCAGGGUUGAAGCCCGGAGCAGUGGAGGCUUUGACGCGUCGCGUGGCUUUCCUGGAAAAAAUCUUGCUAGAUGAGUCUGGAAACAUCCGACCGCAGUACAAUGGAGAGCCAGAACAUCAGGCCGAUGUUGACAUCCCUCGCUACGAGUCACGUGCCAAUGUAGAAGAUCCAGCCCAGAGCGAUAAUGAUGUGACGGCGCCUCCACCCAAGGAACUACCGCCAAACAGUGUAUCAACACAUGAGGGUGAUACAGCGUCGAACCCUCUGAAGCGCAAAUAUGUUGAGCCCGAAGCCGAGCGCUGGCUGUUUGCUACUGAGGAGCUCGACCUUGCACAGCACCUGCCUUCUCAAGCUGUGCUUCUGAAAGUCGUUGACUUCUUCACAACGUCCUUCCAUCACUGGAUCCCGUAUCUACAUAAGAAAAGGCUUCAGAGUAGGGUCAGCGAAGGUAUCUGCAGUAAUGGAUUGCUACUUGUUCUGCACGCCCUGGUUGCUGUGGCGUUGCGCCACAUGGACCCAAAUGUCCUAUUCAUGGACGAGGAUGAGAUCCAGCGACAAUCAAGUUUUUCUCGAAUCAUCGUUGAAACGCACGCGAUUCGGUCGGUGUCUGUCGAAAGUCUGCAGGCGCUAAUCUUCAUCGUUUUUGACUACCUCAAUGACGGCAAGAACCACCGCGCGUGGCCACUGAUCGGCAGCCUGACAAGGACCAUCGGUUACCUUCAGCUCUCUACCGAGCCAUCCGCUGCAUCGCAAUCUAGCUUACUCAUGCGACCUGUGCGGCUGGCCCAACCGUCUAACGACUGGACUGAGCUUGAGGAGCGUAGACGAUUGUUCUGGAUUAUAUUCAUGCUCGACCGUUUCUGUUCCGUGACGACAGGCUGGGACACAAGCUUGACCUCCGACGAUGUGCAUCGACGUCUACCCGCGGAUGGUGGGUACUUUACUCGUGAAGAGCCCGUCGUUACGCCCUACUUUGGAAUAUGGAACAAAGCGGCCGCACGAAUCGGUCGGUCCCUGGCGAAUGUACCUGCUCCGUACAGUGAAGAAGACCCCGUUGCAGAGCAACCUCAAGGAGCCAGCCCAAACUCUGCCAAUGGUUACAUCGAUGCAUCGAAACUAGGUGCCUUUGCAUAUUGUGUGGAAGCUACAGAGUCGCUCAGUCAAGUGACGACAUUCUUCCUGCAGCAGAGGAUCAAUGCUCAGGACAAAGAACAUGCGGUCAGUUGGCUCACUCGGUUCAAGGAACUUGACUUGAGAUUGGUACAGUGGAAGUUGUUCUUGCCGGCCCGUUGGAAGGAUUCAAACAUCUCCGAGGACAGGACCGUGAUUAAUAUGGACCCGAACCUGACUCUCGCACACAUCACCCACAACACUUCUAUGAUUCUGCUCCAUCACCCUAUUGCGUUUCCUGCAAGGAGCUGGAAUGACUACGUGGCUUUGCCAAAGGAGUGCAGCGCUCAAACGUGUGAGCUUGCUGCGAUUGAGACCUCGAAUAUUGUCAGCAAGUUCCUGAUCUACACUCCUAUCCCGUUCGUCAACGUCCAGUUUGCUUUCUGCGCGUUUGUCGCUGCCAAGGCUCUUUUAUUCGAGCGUCACCAAAGUCCGCUUCGACCUGAGUUUGGCCGGAUUGUCCGAGACCUAUGGGAGAUGUCAAAGAGAUGGGAACAUAAUGCGGCCAGUGACGCGGAAUCACGACCAGCAAACCAGGCAGGCAUAUAUGCGCAACACCUGGAACGGCUUCAGGAAGCAUGUUCGCAAGAUCCAAACUAUCGGUUUGACUUCUACGAUCAUACUUGUACGUCGCUAGAGCCACAGCAGUAUGUUAGCCCUAUGAACGUCAUGACUCCAUUGCAGCGGACGGGUAGCUUUGCGCAAGAGCGGCCGAACUUGACCCAUGCAAGACAUCAUAGUCUAAAUAGCGUACACACAACGCUCAGCCCACGACAAAGAGCAUCACUUUCUGGGGCCGCUGGGGCCUCUCCGAUCGAGUACGCCGCACAGCCAUCUGUACAUGGUCCGAAUCUCGACGCGAUGUCGCCGAGAGGAGUCACAGCCGCGAAUGGGGCACUGCAUCCAAACGCCGCCCAUUCCAAACAAGGACGACAUGUUUUCCACUUAGGGCACGGUGUUGCCCCAGGUGCUCACUUCAAUGGCAUCCCCGGUGCACCCGGAAACCAACAGGCUAUGCAGGAUCAGUCUCUAUUAAGCCUUUCCGACACGUUUAUGGAUUCCCAGUUCCUUGAUAUGGAUCGCGUUAUUACUUUCGAGGAGGCAAACUUUUUCUUGCCGGGGGACGCUUAUAGAUGGCAGUAAGGAGUGCCGAUUCACUUGUCACAAUAUUUGUACGAACAUAUCAGACAUUAAUACACAUAGAUUGGACUUUGUCAUGCUUAGUUGUUGUAGCGGGAUAUGCCAACCGGAAAAAUCAAUCAGGGUGCACAGAGGGGAACCCCAAUUUAAGUCGCACGCUAGCCCGAUUCUCAUCAAGAUCAGCAGCCCAUAUGUCAUUCGGUCUACAUUUACCCCGGAGCCAGGCCUCCCCACGGGGUCAUUCGACGAUUGUCAAAGGAUGC